GGUCACGAGAACAAACACGGCCAAGGCGCUGCCUGGCUGGUCCUCUGCGGCGGGACAUGGCCAACGUCUCCAAAAAGGUGUCGUGGUCCGGACGCGACGUGGACGACGACGAGGCGGCGCCGCUGCUGCGGAGGGCGGCGCGGCCUGGGGCGCCGGCCGGGGAGGCCACGCCGCUGUUGAACGGGGCUGGGCCUGCGGCCGUCCGCGCGUCACCCCAUUCAGCAUUUUUCCGGAUCGGACAGAUGAGCAACGUGGAACUGGAUGAUGAGCUUCUGGACCCUGACAUGGACCCCCUUCACCCCUUCCCCAAGGAGAUCCCGCACAACGAGAAGCUUCUGUCCCUCAAGUAUGAGAGCUUGGACUAUGACAACAGCGAGAACCAGCUGUUCCUGGAGGAGGAGCGGCGCAUCAAUCACACAGCCUUCCGGACCGUGGAGAUAAAGCGCUGGGUCAUCUGUGCCAUGAUCGGGAUCCUCACGGGCCUCGUGGCCUGCUUCAUCGACAUCGUGGUGGAGAAGCUGGCCGGCCUAAAGUACCGGGUCGUCAAGGACAACAUUGACAAGUUCACGGCGCGGGGCGGGCUGUCCUUCUCCCUCCUGCUGUGGGCCUCGCUCAAUGUGGCCUUUGUGCUCCUGGGCUCUGUGAUCGUCGCCUUCAUAGAGCCAGUCGCUGCUGGCAGCGGGAUCCCCCAGAUCAAGUGCUUCCUCAAUGGGGUGAAGAUCCCCCACGUGGUCCGGCUCAAGACGCUGGUGAUCAAAGUGUCUGGCGUGAUCCUGUCCGUGGUUGGGGGACUGGCUGUGGGGAAGGAGGGACCAAUGAUCCAUUCGGGCUCCGUGAUUGCUGCUGGGGUCUCCCAGGGGAGGUCCACGUCACUGAAGCGGGAUUUCAAGAUCUUUGAGUACUUCCGCAGAGACACAGAGAAACGGGACUUUGUCUCAGCAGGAGCUGCGGCUGGAGUGUCUGCUGCGUUUGGGGCCCCUGUAGGUGGGGUCCUGUUCAGCUUGGAGGAGGGUGCAUCCUUCUGGAAUCAGUUCCUGACGUGGAGAAUUUUCUUUGCUUCCAUGAUUUCCACCUUCACCCUGAAUUUCGUCUUAAGCAUUUACCAUGGAAACGUGUGGGAUCUGUCCAGCCCCGGUCUCAUCAAUUUUGGAAGAUUUGACACUGAGACGAUGGUGUACACAAUCCAUGAGAUCCCCAUCUUCAUCGCCAUGGGCGUGGUGGGUGGCAUUCUCGGAGCUGUGUUCAACGCCUUGAAUUACUGGUUGACGAUGUUUCGAAUCAGGUACAUCCACCGGCCCUGCCUUCAGGUGAUCGAGGCCAUGCUGGUGGCCGCCGUCACGGCCACGGUUGCCUUCGUGCUGAUUUAUUCGUCCCGGGAUUGCCAGCCCCUGCAGGGGAGCUCCGUGUCCUAUCCACUCCAGCUGUUCUGUGCCGAUGGCGAGUAUAAUUCGAUGGCUGCAGCCUUCUUCAACACCCCAGAGAAGAGCGUGGUCAGCCUUUUCCACGACCCCCCAGGCUCCUACAACCCCAUGACGCUCGGCCUCUUCACCCUGGUCUACUUCUUCUUGGCCUGCUGGACCUACGGGCUCACGGUGUCGGCCGGUGUCUUCAUCCCAUCCCUGCUCAUCGGAGCUGCCUGGGGCCGGCUCUUUGGCAUCUCCCUGUCCUACCUCACCGGGGCCGCAGUCUGGGCAGACCCUGGCAAGUACGCCCUGAUGGGAGCAGCUGCCCAGCUGGGUGGGAUUGUGAGGAUGACGCUGAGCCUGACAGUCAUCAUGAUGGAGGCCACCAGCAAUGUGACCUACGGCUUCCCCAUCAUGCUGGUGCUGAUGACCGCCAAGAUUGUCGGGGAUGUCUUCAUCGAGGGCCUGUACGACAUGCACAUCCAGCUGCAGAGUGUGCCCUUCCUGCACUGGGAAGCCCCAGUCACCUCACACUCGCUCACCGCCAGGGAGGUGAUGAGCACACCAGUCACCUGUCUGCGGAGGAGGGAGAAGGUGGGCAUUAUUGUGGAUGUGCUGAGCAGCACGGCGUCCAAUCAUAAUGGCUUCCCUGUGGUGGAGGAUGCCGACGGCACGCAGCCAGCCCGGCUCCAGGGCUUAAUCCUGCGCUCCCAGCUCAUCGUCCUGCUCAAGCACAAGGUGUUCAUAGAACGCUCUUAUAUGGGCCUGCUACGGCGCCGGCUGCGGCUGAAGGACUUCCGUGAUGCCUACCCGCGCUUCCCCCCCAUCCAGUCCAUCCAUGUGUCCCAGGACGAGCGGGAGUGCACCAUGGACCUCUCCGAGUUCAUGAACCCCUCCCCCUACACGGUGCCCCAGGAGGCAUCUCUCCCGCGGGUGUUCAAGCUGUUUCGGGCCCUGGGCCUCAGGCACCUCGUGGUGGUGGACAACUGCAAUCAGGUGGUCGGGCUGGUGACCAGGAAGGACCUCGCCAGGUACCGGCUUGGGAAGGGGGGCCUAGAGGAGCUCUCUCUGGCCCAGACGUGAGGCCCUGGCACCUCCCCCGGGGUGCCUGCCUCGCUCCCCAGGCAGCGGCGGAUCCAGCGUCCUCCAGACCUCGGGGACAGCCCAGCCAGCGUGUGACACAUGUGGUCUCUUCGUGUUCUCAGUGCCCCCCUCCCCCCCGACCUCAUUCCUUCACCCUCCAAGAUUUCACACGCCAGUCUCCUGUUUCCUGACUUCGAGGAGUCAGUUUGUAGAACUGCUGCUCUUUUUUCUGAGAGACCGCAAGUGUGCGUAUGUAUCUGCAUGUGUGUGCACGUGUGACAGCUGGCAGGCUGGGCCCUGUGGGUCCAAGUACUGCAGCCCCCAGGACGGGCCCAUUGCCUGGAAGCAGUGCACCCUAAGCACCGCCAGCUGGAGGCCUGGGCGACUCGCUGCAGCAGAGGCCUCUGGUCCUGUCCCUCU
This is a messenger RNA of Globicephala melas (long-finned pilot whale), 2906 nucleotides long. RefSeq names its product chloride voltage-gated channel 7 (gene CLCN7). Gene Ontology annotation, biological process: chloride transport; transmembrane transport. Gene Ontology annotation, molecular function: voltage-gated chloride channel activity. Gene Ontology annotation, cellular component: intracellular membrane-bounded organelle; lysosomal membrane. The record is from RefSeq and is a predicted model, not a curated record. Lineage: Eukaryota; Metazoa; Chordata; Mammalia; Artiodactyla; Delphinidae.